Dracunculus medinensis (Guinea worm) is the source of this 345-nucleotide messenger RNA. NCBI's taxonomy places the organism in Eukaryota, Metazoa, Nematoda, Chromadorea, Rhabditida, Dracunculidae. The record is from the annotation of a GenBank genome assembly.
CUGGCCUGGUUAGGUCUCCCCGUUGGUUUUACAGACAAAUUUAAACAAAUUGCUAGGUUUUUGUUGAGUUUUUUUUAUUCCAGUGAUAAUUCGUUGGCCUUUGAUAGGGUUCAGUAUAUUAUGUAUGAUGAGGUUUCUGGGGCUACUUUAAAGUUUUUUUUUGCUGUUCAUUUUUUGUUGCCUUGGUUUAUUUUUGUUUUAGUUGUUUUUCAUCUUAUUAUGUUGCAUGUUACUGGAAGAACAUCUGUUCUUUCUGGUUUUGGGGAUUAUGAUAAGAUUGGUUUUUUUCCUUAUUAUUGGUUGAAAGAUUCUUAUAAUUUGGUUGACUUUACCUGUUUUAGUUGA